AUGAGGACGUCCGUUCUGGUUGCCGUUUCGGCCGGCACUGUCUUGACUGGUCUGCUCGCUUAUGCUGCAUACUUCGACCACAAGCGCCAAACUGACCCCGAAUUCCGCAAAUCCCUGAAGCGUAACAACCGCCGCGUGGCCAAGGCUGUCAAAGAAGAGGCUGAGGCCCAUGGUGCCCAGCAGCGCGAGGAAAUCAAGAAGGCCGUGCAGCGUGCCAAGGAGGAGGGCUUCCCCGUUGACCUCGAGGAGAAGGAGUCCUACUUCAUGACCCAAGUUGCCAAGGGUGAAGGACUCUGCGCCGAAGGCUCCGAGCAAAUCGAGGCGGCCAUUGCCUUCUACAAGGCCCUGAAGGUCUACCCCCAGCCCAAGGACCUGAUUUCGAUCUACGACAAGACCGUCCCCAAGGAGGUUCUCGAAAUCUUGGCCGAGAUGGUGGCCAUGGACCCUACCCUCAAGCUGGGCUCAUUCACCGGCGAGAGCGCUGGCGCUAGCGCUGACAACGUCGAGUAA
This is a messenger RNA of Penicillium chermesinum, 510 nucleotides long. Its product is annotated as TOM complex receptor protein TOM20. Gene Ontology annotation, cellular component: mitochondrial outer membrane translocase complex; mitochondrial outer membrane. Gene Ontology annotation, biological process: tRNA import into mitochondrion; protein targeting; protein import into mitochondrial matrix. Gene Ontology annotation, molecular function: transmembrane protein transporter activity. NCBI's taxonomy places the organism in Eukaryota, Fungi, Ascomycota, Eurotiomycetes, Eurotiales, Aspergillaceae. The coding region runs from base 1 to 510 and encodes 169 amino acids. The transcript is spliced from 3 exons. The record is from RefSeq and is a predicted model, not a curated record.